Octopus sinensis (East Asian common octopus) is the source of this 1873-nucleotide messenger RNA. Its product is annotated as complement factor H-like. The transcript has a single exon. The coding region runs from base 131 to 1618 and encodes 495 amino acids. The record is from RefSeq and is a predicted model, not a curated record. Lineage: Eukaryota; Metazoa; Mollusca; Cephalopoda; Octopoda; Octopodidae.
CUUAUACGCUCCUGGGUGUGUUAUCUCGAGUAUAAAAGGUGCAUUGAACAGUCACUGAAGGCAACGAAAUAACAAGUGUGAACACAGCGACCUUAUCUUCACGAACAAGUUUAGCAACAAAAUUGAGAGAAUGAUAUCCAGAAAAUUUUAUUUCCUUUUCUUAAUUAUAUUAACAGUGAAGAGUGAAAAUAAUACAUUUGGAAAUGUUAUGAAAAAGAUCGUAUCUGAAUACAGUAAUUCGACUUCAACCGAAAACAACUAUGCUCCGUGGUUUUUUGAACAAAUUAUAAAUAUCCUAAACUGUGGUCCUUUACCGACAUUAAAGAACAGUCGGAUACAUUAUAUUGUGAAAUGGGAAGAGGCAAAAAUACAUCUGAAACAAAAGUGCAACCGCUAUUUUGAAGCAAGCGUAGAGAAUACAGCCGAUAUUAUUUGUUCGAAUGGUAAAUGGAUGUAUGAAGAUAAAAAAUGUAAGUUAAUAACUUGCCCGAUUUUUCAUAAACAUGCACGCAGUUUCAUGAUAAAUGUUGCAUACUCAUAUAACUCUGUUAUUCGUUUUUCCUGCCUGUCUGGUUAUUUUUUACGAGGAAACAAUUCAAUACGUUGUCAAGAAAAUAAACAGUGGUCGUCUCUCCCACCAAUCUGUGAAAUUGUUAAAUGUCUCCCACCGAACCCACCCAAACAUGGCAAUGUAAACAAUACAAAUGAAGUUAAAGUUAACGAAACAAUUCAUUUCAGUUGCUUAAAGCCAUAUAGUCUGAAAGGUGAAUCUGUAUUAACUUGUCUUUCAGACGGCAGCUGGAACUUUCCGGCACCUGUUUGUACUUUGAAUUGCUUUGUACCUGAAAUUGCUGGUAGAGUGGUGACUAUUUCUGAAGGUACAAUAUUAAAACCAAGAACCUUAAUCAACGAUGGAGGAAAAGUCAUAUAUUCUUGCAAACGAUCUUUCAUUCCUGUCGCGUUUGGUGUCGUUCAAUGCUUGUCAAGUAAAUGGUAUCCAGAUAUACAGUGCAGAAACGCGUGUAAAAUUGAGAAACGAAAUGGGUUAAAUUUUAUUUUGUCACGUAAUUUUUCGGUUAUUGAAUAUAGUUGUCCAGUUGGAGAAACAUUGUUGGGAGAUUCAAAAAGAACCUGUUUAGAAAAUGGAACAUGGAGUGGAAAACUUCCACAGUGUGCAAAGAACUGUCAAUUGUUGCGAAAAUUUGGCAUAUAUAGCUACCGAAAUUCGAAAACUUUGAAAUAUCUUCCGUAUGGCAGUACAGUUCCAGAAAAUACGAACAUUACUUAUUCUUGUGAAUUCCCAAAUUCGAAGAAAUUGAACGAGAGCGUAAUGUGCCAUAAAGGUAUACUGACCCCAACACCAGGCUGUGCAUUUAAAAAUAUUCGACUUGAUCGUAACAACAAUCUUCUUUACAAGAAUAUUUCAUCAGAUUACUAUGUUUGCGGAACAAACAUUGAUUGCAAAUUUUUUGGUUACCGCCAGUACACUUGUGACUAUAGAAACUGUAAUUACCGACAUAAGUGUGUCGUUGUGAAUUUUAACACUACAACAUCGGAAAUACCUUUUAAGGAAACCCAUGCAAGUUGUUGUACUUUGAGGUGUGAAAAUUACCGAUAAUUACUAAUAUCAAACUACUCUCCCUUUGAAACUGUCCCCUUUAUGCACAAAUUAUUGUUUCUGUGUAUAUGAGUUAAAUUUAAAGAAGCAUAUUCCACAUCUUAUCUGCAUAGCUAUGACGAUGUAAUUAGAAACAUUCCUAAAUUUAUUUCCAAGAACUUUCUUAGGGUGUUUUCUCUCUUGGUAUUUGCAUAACUAACUGGAAACAAUUCUAUAAUUAAAAGAAAGUUCAGUCUUUAAAAUUAAAUGUAUUCU